This is a messenger RNA of Penicillium soppii, 2013 nucleotides long. RefSeq names its product mRNA-binding ribosome synthesis protein NOP7 (gene nop7). NCBI's taxonomy places the organism in Eukaryota, Fungi, Ascomycota, Eurotiomycetes, Eurotiales, Aspergillaceae. Gene Ontology annotation, biological process: ribosome biogenesis; maturation of LSU-rRNA from tricistronic rRNA transcript (SSU-rRNA, 5.8S rRNA, LSU-rRNA). Gene Ontology annotation, cellular component: nucleolus; PeBoW complex. The transcript is spliced from 3 exons. Gene Ontology annotation, molecular function: RNA binding. The record is from RefSeq and is a predicted model, not a curated record. Bases 1 to 2013 code for a protein of 670 amino acids.
AUGGCGAGAAUUAAGAAGAAGGGCACCUCUGGCUCAGCCAAGAACUACAUUACCAGAACUCAGGCCGUGCGCAAACUUCAGAUCUCUCUACCGGAUUUCCGUCGACUUUGCAUUUUCAAGGGUAUCUACCCUCGCGAGCCCCGUAAUAAGAAGAAGGCCUCCAAGACCUCAACUCCCAACACCACCUUCUAUUACACUAAGGAUAUUCAGUAUCUGUUGCACGAGCCCCUCCUGAACAAGUUCCGUGACCAGAAGGCUCUUGCAAAGAAGAUUGCCCGCUCCCUCGGCCGUGGAGAAGUCAGCGAUGCGUCCCGUUUAGAAAAGAACCACGCCCCAAGACUCACUUUGGACCAUGUCAUUAAAGAACGUUACCCGACUUUUAUCGAUGCCCUCCGUGAUCUUGACGAUGCGCUUUCUCUUCUUUUCCUCUUCGCUACCCUUCCCUCCACCGACCAUGUUCCCUCUAAGACCGUUGCGCUCUGCCAGCGCCUUUGCCAUGAGUUCCAGCACUACUUGAUCAUGACCAACUCUCUGCGCAAAUCAUUCCUUUCCAUCAAGGGUAUCUACUACCAGGCUACUAUCCAGGGUCAAGAUAUCAUGUGGUUGGUUCCCUAUCGUUUCGUGCAGCGUGUCAAUGGCGACGUCGAUUACCGUAUCAUGGCCACCUUCGUCGACUUCUACACCACCCUUUUGGGCUUCGUCAACUUCCGUCUCUACUCCGGAAUUGGAUUGCGCUACCCCCCUAAGUUCGAUACCCGCAGUGAUGAGAACGGUGCCGAGUUGGCCGCUUUCACCCUCGAGGGCCGCACAGUUGGUGAGGUGCCCAAGGCUCUCGAAGCCGGCAAGGCCCAGACCAACGGAAACUCCAACAAGGAAGUUUCCAAGGAGCUCCAAGCCAAGGUGGACAAGGUUAUUAAGAAGGCCGGAUUGGACCAGAGCACCGACGAUCAAGCUAUGGACACCACCGAAGAGACGAACGAUGCCAUCGACCACUUCGAGACUGCCGCCCCUGAAGCCGACGUUCUCCCCCAGCCCUCAAUGAGCGGCAGCGAGGCCGGUGCUCUCUUCUCCCCCUUCGUGUUCUACAUUUCCCGUGAGGCUCCCAAGGCCCCCCUGGAAUUCAUCCUGCGCUCAUUCGGCUGCAAGCGCGUUGGCUGGGCCUCCGUGCUUGGCGAUGGAGCCUUCACCCACGACGAGACCGACCCCCGCAUCACUCACCAGAUUGUCGACCGCCCCCAGCUUCCUCAAGAAUCUCUCCCCGCCAUCCCCGCUGCUGAUGAGAGCGCCGUCCAGGUUCGCCCCGGAUCCCGCAUUCCCGGCCGCACCUACAUCCAGCCCCAGUGGGUCUGGGACUGCAUUAACGAGGGAAAGCUCCUGCGUGCUGAUCUUUACGCUCCCGGCACCACUCUCCCUCCUCACUUGAGCCCUUGGGUCAAGGCUUCCCGCGGCGCUUACGACCCGCGCGCCACCCUGGCCGAGCAGGAAGAGGAAGAUGAGGCUGAGAUUGCCGCCGAGGCAUCCGACAGCGACGAGGAGAUGGCGGAUGAGCCCGCUAUCGAGGAGAAGGCCGAGGAGUCCGAUGCAGAGUCUGUCGACGGAGGCAUGGAUGUCGCCGGCACCGACGAUGACGAGAGCGAGGAGGAGUCCGAUGAAGAUGAGGACUUCGGUGGCUUCGAAGAGGGAGCCGCAUCUGAGUCCGAGUCUGAAGAUGAGGCCGCCCGCACUCAGCACCAGAAGGAGCUCGAGGCCGAAGCCGCCGGCCUGCCGUUCUCCUCUGCCGCUGCUGCUGACGAGGCCUCCAAGAAGAAGUCUGCUAAGAGCAAGAAGCUUGCUGCCAAGAAGCGUAGCGAAGACGAAGAGCUCGAGAGACAGAAGAUGAUGAUGAGCCGGAAGAAGCGCAAGCUGCUCGAGAAGAUGAUGUACUCGAACAAGAAGACUGCUGAUGAGUCUGCCAAGCUGCGUUCUAAGCGCCGUAAGCUCGAGAAGGGCGAGAAGGCUGACAAGAAGAACUAA